Halichondria panicea is the source of this 1807-nucleotide messenger RNA. RefSeq names its product muscle, skeletal receptor tyrosine-protein kinase-like. The record is from RefSeq and is a predicted model, not a curated record. Gene Ontology annotation, biological process: positive regulation of neuron projection development; multicellular organism development; positive regulation of kinase activity. Bases 76 to 1764 code for a protein of 562 amino acids. NCBI's taxonomy places the organism in Eukaryota, Metazoa, Porifera, Demospongiae, Suberitida, Halichondriidae. Gene Ontology annotation, molecular function: transmembrane receptor protein tyrosine kinase activity; ATP binding. The transcript is spliced from 9 exons. Gene Ontology annotation, cellular component: signaling receptor complex; plasma membrane.
GGUGUGUCAGCUCAACUGUCUGACUAGCUGACUAUUCUGCUACUGCACUGUCGACUGCACUGUUAUUUAGUAACCAUGGGGAGAAACUUCUACUUGUAUGCUGUCCUACUCACUCUCAAUGUGCUGGACCAGGGCCACAGUCAGUGCAAACGUCCACCAUUCUGGCUAUUUUCAUUGCCUGAAGAUAUAGAACCCUUCUUUCCUGACUUGUCUGAUCCAUUUAUUCUGGUUGAUAAUGGCACAGUGCUGGGUUUUGCCUUGAAUGAGAAUGUUGCUAGGUUGUUUGCUCUCGGACGUGAUAAAGUGGAGUUCCCAACUGUAUUUUGCAUCAACAGCAAAAUUUUUAAUGAGGUCAACUACACUGUGGAAGUGACUUCAUUUCAACCAGACAUUCUCACCAGCUACGUCACUCUUCCCACUAGUGGAGUGCUCUCCUCUAGACCCUUUCGUUUCCGGACUAUCUUCAAUUGUUCUACAUCGUCUAAUGGAGCGGCUCUUAUUGUUGUUAUCACCUUCAACAUUUUCACUAGCACUGAAGUGUUCUGCCCAACCAGUAUCUACGUUUCCAAGAACUGCGGAGCUCCAGGAACUCAGACUAUUUCCUUGGAUUUAGAAGAUGGAUAUCUCAAUCAGACUUUUUCAUUUAAAGAUCCGCCAACUGAAGAAAUUCCAGUGAUAAAAGUGAUUCUACCAACCACCAGCAAUCAGCUAGCAAUGAUUAUACCCGGAGUGUUAGUUCCGCUGUUUCUAGUGUUUGUCUGUGCAGUUUUGAUUGUUUUCACUCUUUGGGGACUCUGGUAUCGAAAGAAAAGAAAGCAGGUAGCAGAGUUUCACCCGGAGUCAGUGGGCCUUGCUUACCAAGGUGUCUACACACAAUGGAUUAAGAGGGGACCACACGAUAAGGAGCUACCUCGAAACAAAGUGCAUAUCAUUCGAGAGUUAGGAGAGGGUGCUUUUGGAGUGGUGUACCAGGCAGCAGCUGAGGGUAUUGAUGAUUCAGAUUCUACGGGAUUCACAAGUACAGACGUGGCCGUGAAACAACUCAGAGAAGGGAGCACUGAAGUUGAUGAUUUCUUUCGUGAAGUUGACUUCAUUUCGAAACUGGAGCAUCCAAAUAUCGUGAAAUUGGUCGGAGUUUGCAGUCUAGAGGAACCAUUUUGCAUGGUAUUUGAAUACAUGGACCUUGGUGAUCUCUGUGGCUUUCUGAGGCAAGCGAUUGGUUUGGGUGGUAGUCAGGAAAACUUGCAAGAUGGCAGUGAUGAAGAGCCUUUGCUAACUAAAGAGGAACUGUUUAGUAUUGCUGCUCAAGUUUCAGAAGGGAUGGUGUAUAUUUCUGAACUGGGGCUUGUGCAUAGGGACUUGGCAACUAGGAAUUGUCUUGUGGCAACAGGUCUUGUGGUAAAAAUUGGGGACUUUGGAAUGUCUCGAAAUGUCAACGACUCUGACUACUACAGAGUGAAGGGUAAUGCUCUACUGCCUGUACGAUGGAUGGCCCCUGAGUCUAUCCUGUAUGGCAAGUUCACCGUGGAAACAGAUGUAUGGGCGUAUGGUGUACUACUGUGGGAGAUAUUUACAUUUGGUCAACAUCCUUACAGCGGCCUGUCUAACGAAGAGGUGAUACAGCUAGUGCAGAAGGGAGGACACUCUGAACUUCCUGAGAACUGCCCCACUGAUAAACUCAUGCUCAAGUGUUGGGAUAAGAGCCCCAAGAAAAGACCAACAUUUGCCAAUAUCACUAUUGCCCUUCAGGAGCUAGCUAUUUGAGUUUUAUUUACAAUGGUUAUUUUUUACAAACAUAAUUUUUCUC